AUCUUUGAAAAGCUGGGCCAGAUCCAGGCCGAGGUGGCCCUGCGCCAUGGCCUCACGGAAGCACAGCUGGAGCAGCUGCAGCGGGCCGGGGAGCAGGACCCACAAGUUCAGACCUACGACACAGGUUUCAAGGCCAUGCUGGAGGACGCCUUGCAGGGACGCAGCCCGAUCCUGCCGAACGUCAAGAUACCCGAAGCACUGACGAAAGAUAGAGCGCUGCAGAUUCAGAGGCAGGCGCAGGAGGCCGAGGAAGAGGAGGCUUUGCGCCUCGUCGGCAGCUCGAGCAUCUCCCUUCGGAAGCUCGGCGAGUUCUUGGCCGUGGCGAACAAGAACGCCUGGGAGCGCACCUUCAAGGACCAUGCAAGCAUCCUCGGAGAACACGGCGCUGAGGUCUACCACAGUGUGGCCGCCAUCUAUGCGCGACAGCCAGACUUCGCCCACCAGAAGUCGGAGCUCGAGGCAGCGCACCAGAAGCGAAUGAUUCAGCGCUUUCAGCCGGAUGGAAACGGCAAUGUGACGGUGAAUCACUGA
Symbiodinium natans is the source of this 531-nucleotide messenger RNA. The record is from the annotation of a GenBank genome assembly. Lineage: Eukaryota; Dinophyceae; Suessiales; Symbiodiniaceae.